GUCAUUACGUUGAAUUGAAUCGUAUGCUUCUCAUUUGUAUAUGUUCUUUAUCUUGCAUAUUAUCUAUCUAUAGUUUUGUUUAUUAUCUUUUAACGUAUAGAGUUAACACAGUUGCUCGGAAAAAUAAACCGAAAGAAAAUAGGGAUCUUGCGUGUGCAAGCUCUUCGAGGUUAAGUCAGCAAUCGGUGUGCUGGCGCUGUUACGGAACAGCAAAGAUCAGCAGAGAUGUAGGAGCGUGACAUCGUUAUGUUUUUAUGUCGGAGUCAAUAUCUUCACACUUGUCGUUUCUCUGAUAAAAUGUCCUGUUGAUCGCGAUCUCAAGACAUGGCGCGGUCUAUUCUCGACGCUUUGACAGAUGUUUCGUUGGAUGGCUCCUCUGUACAAUCUCUUUUGGAGUCACAGACAUUGAUAGCUGAAGUUGAGCAGUCAGCUAUCGAUCAAGAUGAACAAGACUUAUUCCAGUGUGGUAAAUGUAAGAGCCAAUUUACUUCACUUCAAUUAUUUGUACAUCAUAAGAGAAUACAUCGGAAGACUCAAGACACUGUCGAUUUGACUCAGUUCUUAAACAAUGAGAAUCAAGAGAUACAAAUGGAUAAUGUAGCUCAAAAUGAAUCACAGUACAAUUCACAAGAAGUCUUUCAACUUGGAGAACCUAUCAUUCUAGAAGAAGCAGAUAUGUUAUUUAGUGUGGACCAAGAGGCCACCAAUUAUUUCACCACAGAUUCUACAUUUAGCGUGCCAAUUAUUUUAAGUACAGAAAACCUGGAUACCUUUGGCAAUACUGCCAUAGAGGCAACAAAGCAGGUGUCCAAUGAGAUGUCCAUGAUACAAUUGCAUGAUAUCAGUUCACAAGAAGAUGUUUCAUCCCAAUCUGAACAUGUUAAUGUUUCGUUGAUGGAAAGUAAUGAGCAAUCUGUAGAAAAUAGCGAAUCAUUUCUCGAAGACAACGAGACAUCCAUCCAAGAUGAUCCACUAGAUGAAUCAGAAAAUGGUGUUAUUCAUACACAGAAUUUAAAGUAUAAAUGUAACUACUGUGACAAACAGUUCGCUAAGAAAUUCUAUUGGCAACAACACGAACGUUCUCACACCGGAGAGAAACCUUAUCAGUGUAUAGUGUGCGGUCGUGCGUUUGCACAAAAAUCAAAUGUGAAGAAACACAUGUCUUCGCACAAAGUAUGGCCUGGCACUGCCAUUCACUCUUUACCACCAGAGGCACCUCCGGAUGGAAAUAUCGAUCGCACAUAUCACUGUCAGUUCUGUAAGGAGACGUUCGAUUCGUACAAAGCUUUGAAAGGUCAUCUCAUCAUCUCGCAUCUUGAGUUAAAGGUGUACAAGUGCGUGCAGAGCAACUGUAGCAUGAUGUUCUCAGAGUUGGAUGAAUUUAUUAAGCAUACGCGCAGCCACAAGUGCUCAGAAUACCGAUGCCACGUAUGCGGCGAGGUAUUCAGCACUUUGUCUGAUCUCGGUCGUCAUCAAUACGUCCACUCCGUCCAGAAGCAAAAGACCACAGAAAAAUUCUAUUGCUGCUCAGUUUGCAAAUCAUCGUUCUCGAACUUAGAGGCGUUACAACAUCAUCAGGAGACCACCACGCACGAUUACACUUGUCUACAGUGCGGCAAGAGUUUUCUCAUCGAAAGGUUCUUGCGUCGUCACCUUAAGACUCACUCCACGUCGGCGAAAUUUAUCUGCGAGGAUUGCGGCAAAGCCUUUAAGACUGAACAAUAUUUGGCCAAUCACAAACUAGUGCACAGUGAGGAGAUGCCUUUUACGUGUCCGCAUUGUCCAGCCAGAUUCAAGCGGAAAGAUCGGCUGGGACGGCACAUGCUAAUUCACGAUUUGACGAAGAGGCUCAAGUGUCCGUUUCGCGGUCAUCUCGGCUGCAUGAGCGAGUUCUCACGAACCGAUAAGCUUAAACGGCAUCUGCUGACUCACAGUAACGUAAAGCGGUUCACUUGCAGCCACUGUAAUCGCAACUUUCACCGGGCACAAGCGCUUAAACAUCACGAGAUCAACAAACAUACUCUUAAAUGUGAUAUCUGUUCUCAUACUUUUAAGACUAAAGAACAACUUAUUACUCACAAUUGCGAACAAUCGGGGCAAGACACCAAGAAACACACAAGUUCGCAACUACCGAAAAGAGCAUCCGGAUCGUUCAAACCGAGAAAGCCUACUCCAAAGAGACAAACGUUAUCAAAGACUGCAGCUCCGCUUGCUGAUAAAGAGAAAUUAGAGGAUUUCAAGAACGAUGAAAUACAAAAAAAAAUCACCUGCGAAACAUCUAGGUCCGAUGACUUUGAUGAGGAAACUCUCAAGAAAGCGAGAAACGUUCCACUUAUCGUAAAAACAGACGGAUCGACGAUCGACGGCGAAUUAAACGAACAAUCCGAUUCGCCACUCGAAAUGGACUUCGAGUAUGAUUAUAAACGAGAAAUCGAAUUUUAUUCGUCCCACACAACCGAAUAAAGUUUUUUGCAAUAUACACACAUAUGCAUGCGUCGUCUACGCACGUAUGUAUAUUUUUAUUCGUAUUUGAACUGUACAUCUCUUGAUUAGAACAUAGACCAGUCGUCGCAGCAUGUGCAAUGAAAAAUCACUAGCAAAAGGCGCAAGUUGCAUUUUAUUUUUGCGUACGAUAUUUUGUAGUUUACAUAUCUGUGAUAAUUGUAUUAUAAAUGCUCUAUCAAUAUAAGUAACUUAUAAUUAUACAUAUACAUACAAUUAAAUAUAUAUAUAUAUAUAUAUAUACAUAUAUAUAUAUAUAUGCGCGCACAUCGAAAAUGUUCCGUACGUAUUGUCUCGAUAUUGACUUUCGAUAAAUAUUGGAAAAAUUGAGAUAUCACUUCCAAAUUAUGUUUUUAUUAGAAUACGCUUCUACUGGACAGUGAAGUGCAUCUCGUGCAGAAAAAGUUUUACAAAAAAAAAGAAUUUAUCUGUGCAAAAUCAACUACAAACAAAAAAAUAUCUCAUAUACAUUUGGAAGUGACUAGUUCUCUGGAUCCGAUCUUUUUUUUUUUUUUACAAGUAACAAGUAUAGUCAAAUAACUUUU
This is a messenger RNA of Pseudomyrmex gracilis, 3047 nucleotides long. RefSeq names its product zinc finger protein 2 homolog. The coding region runs from base 325 to 2463 and encodes 712 amino acids. The record is from RefSeq and is a predicted model, not a curated record. The transcript is spliced from 10 exons. Gene Ontology annotation, biological process: regulation of DNA-templated transcription. Gene Ontology annotation, molecular function: RNA polymerase II cis-regulatory region sequence-specific DNA binding; DNA-binding transcription factor activity, RNA polymerase II-specific. Lineage: Eukaryota; Metazoa; Arthropoda; Insecta; Hymenoptera; Formicidae.